Molecule: messenger RNA, 12410 nt
Organism: Ruditapes philippinarum (Manila clam)
Lineage: Eukaryota; Metazoa; Mollusca; Bivalvia; Venerida; Veneridae
Product: dynein axonemal heavy chain 2-like
Biological process (GO): microtubule-based movement
Cellular component (GO): dynein complex
Molecular function (GO): ATP binding; minus-end-directed microtubule motor activity; dynein intermediate chain binding
Source: RefSeq, a predicted model, not a curated record
GCUCUAGAUCGAGCAUUUUUCUUGCCUGUAAUUGGAUCAGGGAAGGAAGUGAUGACUCAGUACCAACAGUUGUGCAUGGCCCUGGACGAGUACAUUAGGAAGACCUUCCAUGAAUGGACACUCACCAUCGACAAGGAACCUAUGAAGCAACUAGAGGUACCAUUGAUGUGUAGAAGUACAGAGAGACCACCUAUGCUGGACAUCAACUUCAACAGGGACUUGUUGAAGAUGUUUCAGGAGAUACACUACUGGGAGAGGUUGAUGUUUGAGACGCCCCACUAUGCUGUAGAUGUCUAUAACAAGAGAGAAGAUCUGAGAGGGCUCAGAGAACAUGUUAUGUUGGUUGUCAGAGAUUAUAAUAGAAUCAUAGCAGCUCUAUCUCCUGAAGAGAGAGGUUUGUUUAGAGAGAGAAUCAGAUUCUUAGACAAGAAGAUACAUCCAGGUCUCACCAAGUUGACAUGGGCGUCUAAGGGUAUCUCAGACUUCUUCGUCUCUGAUUGUCGCCUGCAUUCUAGUAAGAUACAGGGCAUUGUCGAUGAUUAUAAGGGUGCUAACAUGGAGAUCUCUACAAAGUGUGUUAAUAUAAGUGAAAUGUUGCUAGUGAAGAUAGACAGUCGUAAAGUAUAUGAGAAUAUGGAGUUUGAUGAAUCUCAGGCCAGUCAUAGAUCUAUUGUACAGAAGAGGUUAAAACAAUAUCAUGAUGAGAUUAUAUCUACUAUGAGGAGAACGUAUGAAGUGUUUAAAAGCGAUGGUGCUGAGGUACAGUCCCACUGGCAUCGUUAUACUGAGAAGAUGGACAAAAUGGUGGAGGAAGCUUUUAGACUGAACGUGAAAUGGUCACUACAAGAACUGUCUAAAGCUAUCAAUGGUGAUGGAAAGUCUGCUCCUAACCCACUCUUCAGGGUUAAAGUGUGCCUUGAAGGAGAUAAGGUUGAAUUUGCUCCAACAUUGAAACAGUUGGCUACAAUAGUAGGAAGUAUAGGAUCUCAUUUGACAAAUUCCAUCUCUGAUAUACCCCGACUUCCUACAAUUCUAACAAAAAAGAAAUCUACAGAGAUUCCUGUACAUCAAGUGAUAGCUAGAGAUGAGGAGACAAAGAAGAUACAGACAGUAAUUAGUGCUGGUAUGCAGAGUAAUGCCCAGAACUUACAAAAUUACCUCAGUACCUGGGACAACUACAGAGAAAUCUGGGAGAUCCACAAAGAUGCCUUCAUCCGUAGAUACCAGAGGUUGAAUCCCCAGGUCUCAUCUUUUGAUGCUGACAUUGCAAGAUACACUGAGGUGGCCAACAAUGUACAGACACAGGAGACUAUCUUGAACAUCCAGUUUGUCUUGCUAGAUUGCUCUCCCCUGAAAUACUCAAUUCUCUCCCAUUGUACAGAAUGGCAGAACAAGUUUACCACACUUCUAAGUGAGAUUGCCACUGGCAGGUUGAAGGAGCUGAAUGAAUUCUUGAAGGUUAAUGCUGAAAAUGUAAGCAAGCCACCACAAACCCUUGAUGAGCUAGGAACCAGUCUUGAACUAUGGGACUCACUCAAUAGUGGUCUACCAGCAACUGAAGCCAAAUUCCCACCUCUACAUGAUCAAUUUGCCAUCCUGGAGAAAUACGAGGUUACAAUACCUGAAGAUGUUAAACAGAUGUUGAAUGAUCUAAGCACAGAAUGGGUCACCUUCCAAGAGAAACUCAUUGAAGCAGAGGGAAUGUUGAAAAAGCACAAGGAAAAGUUCAAGAGCAAUUUACUAGGCCAGUCGGAAGAGUUCAAGAAACAGGUUCACAAUCUGUUGGACGAAUUUACAACCAAAGGUCCGUUUGUCAGUUCCAUACAGACUGGCGAGGCCCUUGAGAAUAUCUCUGCCAUUCGUGCACAGAUGGAGGCAUUAAAGAAACAGGAGGCAGACAUUAGACGCGGUCUGAACAUCUUCAAGAUCGACCAACCCCCAUCUAAAGAAAUUGCUGCACUUGAUAAGGAUCUGGAGUUGAUUGAGACAAUCUGGAACUUGAACAAAGAAUGGGAAGGUUUGUGGGGUAGCUGGAAAGAUGGGAAGUUUGUUGAGCUGGCUACAGACACCAUGGAGACGCAGUGUAUGACAAUAUUUAAGAAACUUGUUAAAUACAGCAGGGAACUUAAGGAUAAGAAUUGGGAGGUAGUUGACACCAGUAAGAAUCGUGUUGACCAGUUCAAGAGAACCAUGCCAUUGAUUCAAGACAUGAAAAACAAAGCCAUGAGACCUAGACAUUGGGAUAAAAUCCAGACAAAGAUGCAGAGACAGUUUAAUCAUGAAGCUGAUGAUUUCACCCUGGAGAAGAUUAUAGAGUAUGGCUUUGAUCAGUAUGCUGAAUCCAUUAAUGAAGUCUCGGGUGCUGCUACCAAAGAGUUGGCCAUUGAACAGGCUUUGGAUGCUAUCAGUCAGACAUGGAAUGUUACAGAGAUGGAUAUUGGUCCUUACAAGGGUUGCUUUAAAGUCAGGAGUACAGAUGAAGUGUUCCUGGCACUGGAGGACAACCAGGUACAGUUGUCUACAAUGAAAGCAUCAAGAUUUGUGAAGGCGUUUGAGCAGGAGGUUGACAAGUGGGAGCGUACAUUGUCACAUAUCCUAGAGGUGGUGGAGAUGUUGCUCACUGUACAGAGACAGUGGAUGUACCUCGAGAAUAUUUUCCUUGGUGAGGAUAUUCGUAAACAGUUGCCUCGUGAAUCUGCUGAAUUUGAUGAUGUCAAUGCUAAAUGGAAGGUGAUCAUGACACGUUUAAACAAGGACAGAAAUGCUUUACGAGGAACACAUCAUGAAGGAAUGUUGGAACAACUUAACAACAUGAACUUGAAGCUAGAGGAGAUUCAGAAAUCACUGGACAUGUAUCUGGAAACUAAGAGACAGAUUUUCCCACGAUUCUACUUCCUGUCCAACGAUGACUUGCUCGAGAUCCUUGGCCAGUCAAAGAACCCAGAGGCAGUACAGCCUCAUUUGAAGAAAUGCUUUGACAAUAUCAAAUCAUUGAAGAUGGCAAAGCAAGGUAUGAAUAUGAAAUGGGAGGCGGCUGGAAUGUCAUCAACAGAGGGUGAAUAUGUGGAGUUUAUCAAGGUUGUGUUGUUGGAUGGACCCGUGGAAGCCUGGCUGUGUGAUGUGGAGAAGAACAUGAGAUUCACGCUAAAGAAACGCCUGCCAGAGUGUAGGAACGCUCUUAAGAAAAGUUUGACCAAGAGAGAUAAAUGGGUGAAGGAAUGGCCCGGACAGUUAUGUAUCACAGCUAGUCAGAUACAGUGGACCCAGGAUGUAACUAGAGCCCUUGCUACCACCAAGGAAAGGGGAGAUAAGAGAGCACUGAAAACUAUGAAGAAAAAACAGAUAUCAAUGUUGAAUAAGUUCUCUGAAGCUAUUCGAGGAAACUUGACCAAGAUUCAGAGAUUGAAGAUUGUUGCCCUGGUAACAAUUGAGGUUCACGCCAGAGAUAUCAUUGAUAAGUUGAUCAAGAGUGGGUGUUCAGACCAGUAUGCUUUUGAAUGGCUCAGUCAACUUAGGUUUUACUGGGAGAAGGACAUAGAUGACUGUGUAGUAAAGCAGACAAACACACAGUUCCAGUAUGGGUACGAGUACCUGGGUAACUCUGGACGUCUGGUCAUUACACCACUGACAGACAGAUGUUACAUGACCCUCACCACAGCAUUACAUCUUCAUAGAGGUGGAAGUCCUAAAGGACCCGCAGGAACUGGAAAGACAGAGACAGUUAAGGAUCUGGGUAAAGGUCUUGGAAUGUAUGUUAUUGUUGUGAACUGCUCUGAAGGUCUGGAUUAUAAAUCCAUGGGCAGAAUGUUUUCUGGUCUUGCUCAGACAGGAGCAUGGGGAUGUUUUGAUGAAUUCAACAGAAUCAACAUUGAAGUAUUGUCUGUGGUAGCCCAGCAGAUUCUGUCAAUCCUCAGCGCCCUGGCUGCUGGUUCCGAGAGAUUUGUGUUUGAAGGAAGAGAAAUCAUGCUUGUCUGGUCAUGUGGUAUUUUCAUCACCAUGAAUCCUGGUUAUGCUGGAAGAACUGAGUUGCCAGACAACUUGAAGUCUAUGUUCAGACCUAUUGCUAUGGUAGUACCUGACUCUAACCUGAUUGCUGAGAUCAUCCUGUUUGGUGAAGGCUUUGGUAAUACAAAGAUUUUGGCAAAGAAAGUGUUUACGUUGUACACACUGGCCACACAACAACUGUCUAAACAAGAUCAUUAUGAUUUUGGUCUCCGUGCCCUCGUGUCUGUGUUGAGAUAUGCUGGUAGGAAGAAGAGAUCCAACCCAAACAUGCCUGAUGAAGAGAUAUUGUUGCUGUCAAUGAAGGACAUGAACAUUGCCAAGUUGACAUCAGUAGAUCUGCCAUUGUUUAAUGGUAUCAUGUCAGACUUGUUCCCUGGUAUUGAGACACCAACAAUUGAUUACUCCAAGAUGAGGAAUGCUGUUAUUGCCGAGAUGAACAACCUCAGUUUGAUGGUGAAUGAGCACUCUAUAAUCAAGGUGAUACAACUUUACGAGACCAAAACUUCACGUCACUCUGUCAUGAUUGUUGAUGAAAAACCUGAUGAGAAAUGGUUGAUAUUUGACGGUCCUGUAGAUACAUUAUGGAUUGAGAGUAUGAACUCUGUCAUGGAUGAUAACAAGAUUCUAACACUGAUUAAUGGAGAACGUAUAUCCAUGCCUGACCAAGUCUCCCUUCUCUUUGAGGUUGGAGAUUUAUCAGUAGCUUCACCAGCUACCGUGUCUAGAUGUGGUAUGGUGUACAGUGACUACAUAGACUGGGGCUGGAAACCGUACAUAGAAAGUUGGCUCAGUAAAAAGAGCUCCAAGGCACUAGUGGAAGAGUUACGUAGAAUGUUGGACAAAUACCUCGACAAGAUUCUUACAUUCAAGAACAAAAACUGCUCAGAACUUGUCCCUGCAGCUGAACUAAACAUGGUUGCCUCCCUUGCUAGACUGUUUGAUUCUCUUGGAACAGUUGAAAAUGGGGUUGAUGAGACUGACAGCGAGAAUUUCACACGUAUGGUGGAGCUGUGGUUCCAGUUCUGUAUGAUUUGGUCUAUCUGUUGUACGGUGGAUGAGGAAGGACGUAAGAAGAUUGAUACAUACAUAAGAGAGAUGGAGGGAACAUUCCCGAACAAAGAUUCUAUUUAUGAGUACUACGUGGAUCCCAAAGGCAAGACAUGGGUCCACUUUGAGGAGAAAUUGAAACAUGGAUGGAAAUACAAUCCCAGUCUGCCAUUCUUCAAGCUGAUGGUACCAACGGUAGACACUGUGAGAUACCAGUAUCUCACACAGACCUUGAUCAAGAAUCUCUGUCCAGUCAUGUUAGUUGGUCCAGUCGGAACAGGAAAAACAUCCGUCGCAGAAAACACCCUGGCUAAACUUGAUCCUAAAACCUACAGUGUCCUUACUGUCAACAUGUCUGCUCAGACUACAUCCAACAAUGUACAAGACAUUAUAGAGAGCAGAGUGGAGAAGAGAACAAAGGGUGUGUAUGUACCCAUUGGUGGUAAAAAACUGCUCACAAUGUUAGAUGAUUUCAACAUGCCUGCCAAGGACACAUUUGGCUCGCAGCCACCACUUGAGCUUAUAAAGCUAUGGUUAGAUUAUGGUUUCUGGUAUGAUAGAAUGAAGCAGACACAAAAAUACAUUAAGGACAUGUUCUUGGUGGCAGCUAUGGGUCCACCAGGGGGUGGUCGUCAGAAGAUAUCUCCUCGUCUACAGAGCAAGUUUAACCUCAUCAAAGACUUUCCCAAGGAGUCUCAGAUCAAGAGAAUUUUUGGAAGUAUGAUUAACCAGAAGUUACAGAACUUUGAAGAGGAAGUUAAACCUAUCGGAGACAUCAUGACCCAGGCUACUAUAGAAUUAUACCUGUCUGUUGUUGCUAAAUUCCUACCAACACCUACCAAGAUACACUAUCUCUUCAACUUGAGAGAUAUUUCAAGGUUGUUCCAAGGUUUACUAAGAGCAGACAAGGACUUCCAUGAUACCAAACAUGCUAUGACUAGAUUAUGGAUUCACGAGGCUUUCAGGGUGUUCUCAGACCGUCUUGUAGAUGAGUCAGACAAGGAAACUUUUGUGUCAUUGAUAACAGAAAAACUAGGAGUCUUGUUUGACCAGACCUACCACAAUAUCUGUCCCAACAGACAACCACCUAUAUUUGGUGACUAUUAUGGAACAAAUGGUAUAUAUGAGGACAUUACAGACAUUGGUAACUUGAAGAAACUAAUGCAGGAGAAGUUAGAGGACUAUAAUGAGACACCAGGAGUUAUACACAUGGAUCUUGUACUCUUUAGAGAUGCGAUAGAACACAUUUCAAAGAUUGUUCGUGUAAUCAGACAGCCUCGUGGAAACAUGUUGCUGAUUGGUAUCGGAGGGUCAGGACGUCAGAGUUUAACAAGACUUGCCGCAAAUAUCUGUGAUUAUACAACAUUCCAGAUUGAAGUCACAAAACACUACAGGAAAAAUGAAUUCAGAGAUGAUUUGAAGAAGCUGUAUUACCAAGCUGGUGUAGAGAACAAGCCGACAGUUUUCCUAUUUAAUGAUGUACAAGUGGUAGAAGAAGGUUUCCUGGAAGAUCUUAACAAUGUACUGAGUAGCGGAGAAGUGCCGAACCUUUAUAAAGCUGAUGAAUUUGAGGAGGUGCGAAAUGCUUUGAGUGAUACGGCAAAGAAAGAGGGAAUUGACGAGUCACCUCAGAGCAUAUUUGCAUUCCUGAUCGAGCGAGUCCGUGCCAAUCUCCACGUGGUAUUGUGUAUGAGCCCAGUUGGUGAACCAUUCAGGAAUCGCAUCCGUCAGUACCCAGCAUUUGUAAACUGUACAACCAUUGACUGGUUUAGUGAAUGGCCACUUGAUGCUCUGCUGGAAGUGGCAGAAAAAUAUCUACAGGAAGAUUCUCUUGGCAGUGAAGAGGAGGAUAGCCAUAAGGGCAAUUUGGCCAAAAUUUUCUCAGUCAUGCAUAAAUCAGUGUUUGACAUGUCAGUGAAAAUGUACGCAGAAAUGAAGAGGCAUAAUUAUGUCACACCCACAAACUAUCUCGAACUUGUCUCUGGCUAUAAAAAACUUUUGUUCUCAAAGAAAAAAGAACUAGGAGAUGCGGCUAACAAACUUCGUAAUGGUCUUAGUAAGAUUGAUGAUACUAGAGAAAAGGUAGAAAAGAUGUCUGUGGAAUUGGAAGAGGCGAAGACGAAAGUGGCCCAGUUUCAGAAACAGUGUGAGGAAUAUCUAGUCAUUAUUGUAGGUCAGAAACGUGAGGCUGAUGAACAACAGAAGUCUGUAGCACAGAAGAGUGAAAGAAUAGCCGAUGAAGAAGUAAAAUGUCAGCAUAUGGCAGACCUUGCUCAGAGUGAUCUUAACGAGGCGUUACCUGCUCUUGAAGAAGCUUUAGCGGCCUUGGAAUCUCUUAACAAGAAAGACAUGACAGAAAUCAAGUCAUAUGGUCGGCCCCCAGCUUUAGUUGAGAAGGUAAUGGAAGCUGUAAUGAUCUUACGUUGCCAGGAACCAACCUGGAUGGAAGCUAAGCGACAACUUGGUGACCAGAAUUUCUUGAAGCAGCUGUUUGAAUUUGACAAAGACAAUAUCUCUGAUCGAGUACUGAAGAAGAUUGGUCAGUAUGUAGCUCAGACAGAUUUCCAGCCAGAGAUUAUUGGGCGUGUUUCUCUGGCUGCCAAGUCAUUGUGCAUGUGGGUACGAGCUAUGGAAGUGUAUGGACGUAUUUACAGAGUUGUAGAACCAAAGAAACAGAGGCUGAAUGCCGCAAUGAGUCAACUGAAGGAAAAGCAAGACGCUUUAAGUGAUGCUAAAGCUAAACUUGCAGAGGUUGAGGCUAAGAUGGCCGAGUUACAGAAGCAGUAUCAAGACAAGUUGAACCAGAAGGAAGAACUGAAGAGAAAAGCUGAGCAUACAGAGCUUAUGUUGGACAGAGCUGCCAAACUUGUCUCAGGAUUGGCUGGUGAGAGGAUUAGAUGGGAGGAGACAGUUAAGGACUUGGAGGAGAGGAUGGGAUUCCUGAUCGGAGAUUGUCUCAUAGCUGCAGCUUUCAUGUCAUAUAUCGGACCUUUCCUGUCCAAUUACAGAGAUGAGCUUGUACAUAAAGUCUGGCUUGCUGAGGUCAAGAAACUUGGUGUCCCAUGUGACCCAAUGUUUGACUUCUCCAAGUUUAUGGCCAAGCCAACAAAUGUACGUGAUUGGAAUAUACAAGGGUUGCCUAGCGACAGUUUCUCAACAGAAAAUGGUGUCAUAGUAACAAGUGCUAGCAGAUGGCCGUUGAUGGUGGAUCCCCAAGGUCAGGCUAUCAAGUGGAUCAAGAAUAUGGAGGCUUCAAAGGGUUUGAAGGUGAUAGAUUUACAGCAAUCUGAUUACAUGAGAACAUUAGAAGGUGCUAUACAGUUUGGUUUACCAGUUUUACUUCAGAAUGUACAGGAAAGACUUGACCCCUCUCUUGAUCCUGUCCUUAACAAGUCACUUAUGAAAAUUGGUGGAGCAUACAUGAUCAGGAUUGGUGAUAAAGAGAUAGAAUACAACCCUGAGUUUAGAUUCUACAUCACAACAAAACUGAGCAAUCCUCAUUACACACCAGAGAUCUCAACAAAAACUACCAUUGUCAACUUUGCUGUCAAAGAACAAGGUUUGGAGGCCCAGUUACUGGGUAUUGUUGUAAGAAAGGAGAGGCCAGACCUUGAAGAGAAGAAAGAUAGUUUGGUGAGAAGUAUUGCUGAGGGUAAAAAGAAACUGGUGGAACUAGAAGAUGAAAUCUUGAGAUUAUUGAAUGAGACAAAGGGAUCUUUGUUGGAUGAUGAACAGUUGGUGAACACACUACAGACAUCUAAGGUGACAUCACAGGAAGUGUCAGAACAACUGCAGGUGUCUGAACAGACAGAAGUCAAAAUUGAUGCAGCCAGAGAGGGUUACAGACCGGCUGCUGAAAGGGCAUCUAUUUUGUUCUUUGUUCUCAAUGACAUGGGUAGAAUAGACCCUAUGUACCAGUUCUCCCUGGACUCCUACAUUGAUCUUUUCACCAUGUCAAUCGACAAGUCACAGAGAAGUGCCAAACUUGAGGAGAGAAUCCAACACAUGAACGAGUAUCACACCUAUGCUGUAUACAGGUUUACUUGCCGAGGUCUUUUUGAGAGACACAAGCUUUUGUUCUCCUUCCAAAUGUGUGCCAAGAUUCUAGAGCAUGCUGGUAAACUUAACAUGGAUGAAUACAACUUCUUCCUUAGAGGGGGUGUGGUGUUAGACAGGGAGAACCAGAUGGACAACCCUUGUUCUGGUUGGUUAUCUGAUGUGGCCUGGGACAAUAUUACUGAGCUCGAGAAAUUGACAAACUUCCACGGAAUUAUCACAGCAUUUGAACAAUACCCAAGAGACUGGAAUAUCUGGUAUACAGCCAAUGAACCGGAAAAUACCGGCUUACCUGGUGAAUGGGACAAUGCCUGUAACGAGCUACAGAAAAUGUUGAUAAUUCGUUCAUUACGUCCAGACAGAGUGUCAUUCUGUGCAACUUCUUUUAUUACCAACAAUCUGGGAUCCAAGUUUGUGGAACCCCCAGUGCUUGACAUGCAGCACGUGGUACAAGAUUCCUCAACAAAAACUCCACUCAUCUUUGUACUCUCACCUGGUGUCGAUCCAACCAGUGCCCUUCUCCAACUGGCAGAACAGAGUGGUAUGGCCCAGAGGUUCCAUGCCCUGUCUCUAGGUCAAGGUCAGGCUCCAAUAGCAACCAGAAUGAUCAAAGAGGGUGUCAGAGAGGGUAACUGGGUGUUCUUGGCCAACUGUCAUUUAUCAUUGAGUUGGAUGCCUCAGUUAGACAAGCUUGUAGAACAGUUACAGGUAGAGGAGCCUCAUCCCGAGUUCAGACUGUGGCUUAGUUCCAGUCCUCACCCAGAAUUCCCUAUAGCCAUUCUACAGACUGGUAUUAAAAUGACUACAGAACCUCCAAAGGGUUUGAAAGCCAACUUGAAACGUUUAUAUAACCUGGUAACAGAACAACAAUUUAGUCGGUGCCAUAAACAAGACAAAUACAAGAAACUGUUAUUCUGUCUAUGUUAUUUCCACUCUGUACUCCUAGAAAGAAAGAAAUUCUUAAUGCUUGGCUGGAACAUCGCUUAUGAGUUUAAUGACUCCGAUUUUGAGGUAUCUGAGAAUUUAUUGAGUAUUUACCUAGAUGAUUAUGAUGAAACUCCAUGGGAGGCCUUAAAAUACUUGGUGGCCGGAAUAAACUACGGAGGUCAUGUGACAGAUGAUUGGGACAGAAGACUUCUAAUGACAUAUAUCUCUGAUUACUUUAAUGACAAUUCCAUCAACACGCCAUUCUUCAAAGUCUCCAUUCUACCUACAUAUUAUGUACCAAAAGAUGGACCAUUAUCUUCAUAUAAAGAAUAUGUUAGCAUGUUACCCAACAUUGACCACCCAGAGGCGUUCGGUCAACAUCCAAAUGCUGACAUCCAGUCACAGAUUCAGGAGACGAGACUGAUGUUUGAUACCCUACUCUCACUUCAACCACAGAUCAGCUCAACUGGUGGAGAGUCCAGGGAAGACAAGGUGUUGGAGUUAUCAGCAAACAUUUAUAAACAGAUUCCUGAGAAUAUAGACUAUGACAAUACAGUGAAGAUAUUGUCUGUAGAUCCAUCACCAAUAAAUGUAGUACUUCUACAGGAGAUUCAGCGUUACAAUCUAUUAUUGAACGAGAUCCGUAAAUCUCUGACAGAUCUCGAGAUGGGUAUCCAGGGAAUGGUUGUCAUGACAGUGGAGUUAGAGAGUAUAUUCCUCUGUAUCUUUGAUGGUAGAGUUCCACCUUCAUGGCUUAAGGCCUACCCAUCAAUGAAACCUCUGGCAGCUUGGACUCGUGACUUAGUACUCCGUGUAGAUCAACUUGAGAAAUGGGCUACAACUGCUCAUCCACCAACCAUUUUCUGGAUGUCUGGUUUCACAUUCCCAACUGGGUUCCUGACUGCUGUCCUGCAGACAUCAGCAAGAUUGAACAGCGUGUCAGUCGACAGUUUGUCGUGGGAGUUUAAUGUAAUGACAGUUGAUGAUUCGAAUAUAACUGGACCCCCUAAGGAUGGUGUAUAUAUCAAGGGAUUGUACCUACAAGGUGCAGGUUGGGACAAGAAGAAUCAGUGUCUAAUUGAGGCUAUACCCAUGCAACUUGUAUGUCAGAUACCUACGAUCCAUUUCAAACCUGUAGAAAACAAGAAGAAAGUCACAAAAGGUAUAUACACAUGUCCAUGUUACUAUUUCCCGAACCGUACCGGAAGUAUGGGCAGACCUUCGUUUAUUGUUGCUGUUGAGUUAAAGAGUGGCGAGAAAUCUGCAGACCACUGGGCAAAGAGAGGAACUGCCAUUCUUAUGAGCUUAGACUAUUAAUCAUGUGUGAAAAAUGUGAAAUGUUUUCAAACAAUAUGUGAAAAAUGUGAAUCUGAAAUGUGAAAAAAAAUAAGGGAAAACAAAAUGUGGAAAAAAAUUGAAACAAUAUAUGAAAAAAGUGAAUCUAACUGUCAAAACUGUCAAACAAAUGUGAAAAAAUGACCUAAGAUGCAAAAUGAUAAAAGAUAAAAAAAAAUGUUAUAUUAAAUGUGUGAUAUAGUAGAAUGCUAAACAAAAUAAGAAUACUUGCAUAAGGUUUAACAGUGAAUCAAAACUGCUUGUCAGAAAAUGUGAAAAGUGAAUAAGACACAUGGUCCAAUGUGAAUCUGAAAUUAUUUUGAUAUGACAUUAGUGUAUUAAUAUGAUCUGACAUUUGGUGUUGAUAUUUUUUUGUUCAUUUAAAUCCUUCAUUUGUUUUUCUGUUCUUAGCACACAAUCGAAUAAAUAAGAAGUAUUUAUUUGUAUAAGUAUUCAGUAUUAUUUGAGAAUUUGCAUUCCAUUCUUAAAAUAUCUUCCGCCCAUUUUUUUAUAUGGUACUUAUUUACAUGUUAUAAAAUGUUUUAUACUUUUACUGAAUAAGUGUAAAGUAUUGAGAUCUCUAUAUGAAAAGUGCAUUUUUUAUUGCAUGUUAUUUAUUUGUUUACAUUGUUAAAGCUUUAAAAAAAAUUUAUUGCAUUUCCGUCCAGCAAUAAUUAUAUAAAAUUUAUUCCAUUAUAUCUGUGAUGAUGAACAUUCCAAACAUUUUCCUUUAUGAUGUAUUAAAAUGUUACUUUUCUAAUACAAAAUAUAUGUAUACAUGUACAUGACAAUAGAGACAGCGUCCCAUUAUAACAAUUACGGUAUCUUAGAUAUUAAGUAUAUAUAUUAUAAGGACAUAUAUUCUUAAUUGAAAAUUUCAAUUAUGUGAAAGGUUUUCUUUUACAUGUAUGUAAUUAAAAUCACCUGUGAAACAUAAACAAUAAUCAAAGGAGAUAGAAUAUAAAAUUACAUGUUUUAUUAUAGGAGGAUAAUUGUUAAAUUGUUGAUGAAAAAUUAAAAAAUAAAUUAAUUAAAUACCA